AUACUCGGCAAUUGUUUGAAACGUUAGAUCUCUUUGAACGUGUUCCCGAAUGUCCCGGCGGCGCCCGGGAUGCCCUGCGCGGGCGAGGAUCGCAGCAUUUACAGAAGAGGCGCUCGUCGGUGGCGAAAGCUCUACCGGGUCAACGGUCACAUAUUUCAAGCGAAGCGAUUUAAUAGACGAGCCUUCUGUGCCUUCUGCCAAGACCGCAUAUGGGGUCUGGGUCGGCAAGGUUUCAAGUGCAUCCAAUGCAAGCUACUGGUGCACAAAAAGUGCCACAAGCUGGUACAGAAGCCUUGCUCCAACGAGCAUGUCGACCCCAUCGAGGUCAAAGAUGACGCCAACGGAGAGAGCACUCUUGGAAGAGCGUCUUCUGUUAGGUCUCGAGCGGAGCCCGAGCCUCCGCUGCCGGAGACUCCGCCGGCGCCGCCUUCAGCCCCAGUGAGAAACGAGGACCUCGAACCUGGCUCGCAACGCCAGUACUCUCUAGAUGACUUCGAGCUGAUCAGGGUCAUCGGUCGCGGGUCUUAUGCCAAGGUGUUAAUGGUGGAACUGAAGCGCACAAAACGCGUGUACGCAAUGAAGGUGAUCAAGAAGGCGCUGGUGACUGACGAUGAAGACAUCGACUGGGUCCAGACGGAGAAACACGUGUUCGAGACCGCGUCCAACCACCCCUUCCUUGUGGGCCUCCACUCCUGCUUCCAGACGCCCAGCCGCCUAUUCUUUGUUAUCGAGUUCGUGAGGGGCGGAGACCUCAUGUUCCACAUGCAGCGUCAAAGACGUUUGCCAGAAGAACACGCGCGCUUCUACGCGGCCGAGAUAUCCCUCGCGCUGCACUUCCUCCACGAGAGGGGCGUCAUCUACCGGGACCUGAAGCUGGACAACGUGUUGCUGGACCACGAGGGACACAUCAAGCUCACCGAUUACGGAAUGUGCAAGGAGGGAGUUCGACCCGGUGAUACGACAUCCACGUUCUGCGGUACGCCAAACUACAUAGCACCGGAAAUCCUGCGCGGUGAGGAGUACGGCUUUUCCGUGGACUGGUGGGCGCUCGGAGUGCUCACUUACGAGAUGCUCGCCGGCCGCUCGCCCUUUGACAUCGCUCACGCGGCCGAUAACCCCGACCAGAACACCGAGGACUAUCUCUUCCAGGUUAUCCUAGAGAAAACGAUUCGUAUCCCGCGCUCGCUGUCGGUGAAGGCGGCGUCAGUGCUUAAGGGCUUCUUGAACAAGAACCCCGUGGAGCGGCUCGGCUGCGGCGAGGCGGGCUUCCUCGACAUCGUCAACCACCCCUUCUUCAAGAGCAUCGAGUGGGAGAUGUUGGAGCAGAAGCAGGUGGUUCCGCCGUUCAAGCCGCGGCUGGAGGGCGAGCGCGACCUCGCCAACUUCCCGCCCGAGUUCACCGACGAGCCUGUGCACCUCACGCCCGACAACGACACGGUGAUCGCCGACAUCGACCAGUCGGAGUUCGAGGGCUUCGAGUACGUGAACCCGCUGCUCAUGUCGCUGGAGGACUGCGUGUGA
Messenger RNA from Melitaea cinxia (Glanville fritillary), 1521 nucleotides. It is a transcript of the gene aPKC, whose product is annotated as atypical protein kinase C. The annotation marks the transcript as partial. The record is from RefSeq and is a predicted model, not a curated record. The transcript is spliced from 11 exons. Gene Ontology annotation, biological process: establishment or maintenance of cell polarity; protein phosphorylation. NCBI's taxonomy places the organism in Eukaryota, Metazoa, Arthropoda, Insecta, Lepidoptera, Nymphalidae. Gene Ontology annotation, molecular function: ATP binding; protein serine/threonine kinase activity.